GAUCUUUCACGUGUCUCUCCCUUUCCUCUCUCUCCGUUUUUUUCCGUUUCUGUUAGCUGUCUCUGUCUCUAUUUAUCUAUCGCGCCUGCUUUCUGUUUCAUUUCGCAGCAAAAUAAUAAAUAUAUAAUAAUCUUGCUGCGGUUUUCUUCCUUUCUUAUUUGUUAAGCUUCGUUUGACGGUGCUAUUUUUCAACAUAUACAUACACACACACACACACACAUAUAUUAUAAUAUAUACACCUAGCACUCUCCUAAUAUAUAAAAAACAGAGAGAGAGGUUUAGGUUUAUAAUUGGGAAAGAGCAAUGGAGGGAAGAAAGAAAACUGGGUCGUCGUCUUCUUCCUUCACCUCUGAGCUUUUCGGGUCGAAGGAGUCAUCUGCUUCUUCUGGGAUUUUUGGGGCCAUAUUUGCGCCUUCGUCCAAGGAUUUGGUGUUUGGGAGGGAAUCUCUGCGUUCUGAAGUCACUGGGAAAAAGCUCACGGAUGAACCAUUGCACUUCAAGCCCGGAGAUGAGCCAGAUGGUGCCUCAAAAGAGAUCGAAGGUGAGAGUAAGAGCAUAACAAAUAUGGACAUAAUAAGCUCCAUCUAUAGGGACCAGAGAGUGCAACAACCUUGCCAUUUCAGUUCAUCAAUCUACUAUGGUGGCCAAGAUAUUUAUGCUCACCCCCAGAGUACCCAGAACCCUGAAUAUAACACUCCAUACAAGAAAGAUGGGACUGAGGAUGAUUCGGGAAGUGCCUCUAGAGGAAACUGGUGGCAAGGGUCCCUCUAUUAUUAAGGGCUCCUUUGCCGACGCUUAUACUCGUCAAGAUAAUAUAGGAAGGAAAUAGGGUAGCAGCAGAUGGUUGUGGACACAGCUGGUUUGUUUUCCUCCAGCCCCCCAAACACAGUACUCAUAUGUAUGCACCUUCUUUAGUUUCUCUGUGAAAUAUGUACUCUCUCUCUCUCUCUCUCUCUGUGUUCUACUGUAAAGGAUGUUUGGUUUAGUGACUUAAUCAUCCUCAACUGCUCUAAUAUGGUUCAAGAUUUAGAUGUUAAUUUAGUUUGUUUAAUGAGUGGUUUGUAAUUCUAAGUCCAUGUGGUUCUCUUUA
Pyrus x bretschneideri (Chinese white pear) is the source of this 1090-nucleotide messenger RNA. RefSeq lists its product as uncharacterized. NCBI's taxonomy places the organism in Eukaryota, Viridiplantae, Streptophyta, Magnoliopsida, Rosales, Rosaceae. The transcript has 6 exons. The record is from RefSeq and is a predicted model, not a curated record. The coding region runs from base 304 to 777 and encodes 157 amino acids.